This is a messenger RNA of Strongylus vulgaris, 231 nucleotides long. Lineage: Eukaryota; Metazoa; Nematoda; Chromadorea; Rhabditida; Strongylidae. The record is from the annotation of a GenBank genome assembly.
AUGCUUGGCGAUGGAGAACGCGGCGGUUUAUCGCCGCGCUCAUUGCUGGCUAGCGCCAAUAUGGUGCGACAACAGAGCGACACCACUGGAGUGCGACGACUCGUGCGUGGUGCAGCUAUCGAGGAUGAUCGGCCACAGACUAGUCAGGCAUCAUCGUGGAUUCUUAAACUCGUCCAAAGUUCGAAAUAUUCCAUUGUUGACACUACUUCCUCCUCUAGUCUUUGCGUGUAA